UGGAGCUCCUCCUGCGGGGCCAGAGGGCGCAGGUCCGGUUGUUAUGGUGAAGCAUUUCCCCAGAGGGCUGGAGCUGGAGCAGCGGACAGCAGCUGAUUCAGUUUCACCACCGCAGACACGCACAGGAGCCGCCACUGACAGGAAACUCCACAGAAAGAAGAAAAUUUCGUUGAGGAACAAGUCGUUGAAGCCUUCAUUCCCAGCCGUCUCAUUCUGAAGAUCUAACAAAAAGUGCAGCACCACCACAACCCCCAGUAGCAAGUUUUUGAAGGUUCUCUGUUUACCAUCAAGGGAUAUUUGAAUCAUGUCACGCUCUACAGUAACUGGACCAGGCCUUGUCCUGCGAAUGCCCCUGUUUAUUGUCAUUUAACAUCUUGGUUGACCUUGUGGAUUUAUUGGUCACUGCCGCACAUGGAUUCUCAAAUAUUUACCGCUCUGUUGGAUCCAAGUCUCAGACACAAUGACCACAAGUAUGGAUUAAAUGUUGAAAUAGAGAAUCUACUCAGGAGAAUAGUUUGACUCUGCCUUUCCAGCUCUUCUUUCCUCCUCUCUGUCUGUCUUCCCCCCAGUGGAUCCCCAAAGUUGCCCACAGUUGAAAUGGAUGAGAGGACUGACAGUUGGUUGAAAUCCACAGCUUGGAUUGUUUUUGGAUACCUCUCUGCCAUUAUUUUGCUUUGGCACAGUUAUAUGAAAGAUGGGCAAGAGACAUUGCCAUAGUUUCAUGUCUUUGCUUCCUUUGGAAAUCAUGGAGAUAUCUGUCACUUGAUUGUACACCACAAUUUGUUUUGUUCCUUUAUUCUUUGGGCAAUUUUGGUAUUUGUUUUUUUUUUCCACAAAAGGAUUCUUUUUCAAAUAAACUGCAGCAUCUUUUUUGUGGUCUCCCACAGGCCGUAAUGUAGGCCUGUUUGGCCUGUCAGAAGGCUCUCUUAAGGGGCACAAGGGAGUCAUAUGCGAAAUUUGGAAUCCCAAAGCUCUGAAAGGAUUUAAUAUCCUCACGGACUAAGUGAAACAAACAGGAAAAUAGUAGCAAAGCCACUGUAGCCGGUGGUCGUGUUGUGGUAAAAUGGCAGCAGAUCACGGUGAGCUACUGGCUGAGAUGUCAACAAUCGGGCGUCUGAGUGCCACAGAACGCCUAAAGCACGCACAGAAGCGCCGUGCUCAGCAGCUGAAGGCUUGGGCACAGAUGGAAAAGGAUGCAGCACGAGGGUCAAGAGCCAAAGCAGAUAAGAAGAAGCCACGCACCACCAAAGUGAAAUUCCCCAAUGCUGUCACCCUGCUAGACGCAACUGCCCGCAAUGACUUGAAUGAGGUGAGGGAGCUGCUUAACAGCGGUGUCAGCCCAGAUCUUGUCAACGAGGAUGGACUGACAGCCCUGCAUCAGUGCUGCAUCGAUGAUUUUGUGGAGAUAGUGCAGUGCCUGCUGGAUGCUGGUGCCUGUGUGAAUGCCUGUGACAGUGAGCUGUGGACACCGCUGCACGCUGCCGCCACCUGUGGACACACUGGACUGGUGCAGCUCCUGAUUCAAGCUGGGGCUGACCUGCUGGCUGUUAAUGCGGAUGGCAACAUGCCCUAUGACCUCUGUGAGGACGAGGCCACCCUUGAGCUGCUGGAGAUGGUUAUGGCUGAACAGGGCAUAACUCAGGACCGUAUAGAUGAAUGCAGAGGGGCUAAAGAGACGGCCAUGGUGGCUGACAUUCGGGCUCUUGUGCAGAGCGGAGCAGACUUGAACGCACAGGACAACAAUGGGGCAACUCUGCUCCAUAUCGCAUCUGCCAAUGGCUAUGUCUCUGUGGCAGAGCUAUUACUAGAGAACAGUGCUCAGGUGGAGGUGAAGGACUCUGAUGGGUGGACGCCGCUACAUGCUGCCUCCUGCUGGGGACAGAUCCAAAUGGUGGAGCUGCUGGUGGCCCAUGGAGCGAGUCUGAACGCAAAGUCUGUCCUAGAGGAGACACCUCUGGAUGUAUGUAUGGAUGAGGAGGUCAGAGCCAAACUGAUGGACUUGAAGCACAAACACGAUGCCAUCAUGAAGAGCCAAGACAGGCAUAAGGGCACGCUGCAAAGACGAGCAUCGAGUACUGGAAGCAGAGGUAAAGUGGUGCGUCGCGUCAGUGUGAAUGAGCGCUCUAGUCUGUACCGGCGGGAGCAUCACAAAGAGGCCAUGGUGUGGCAGGAGCGUGGCCGACAGCCUGAGCCCCAGGACGAUGAUGAUGACAGACAGACUGACAAUGAGCUGCACCAACAUGCCACAAUGGUUGCUGGUGGUGCAGCAACCUCACGUAUAGAGGAAUUGGAGUCUGCGGACAGGAAACUCGUCUCGAACCUAGGGAAUGGAGAGACCUCUGUUUCUCUCGCCUCCUCUGUGCCUGGAGAGCUGUGGAUUGGUGGAGGUCCCAUGGAGCGCAGCGCCUCCUACCAGCUCAGCCCUGCAUCAGCAGAGGGUGAAGGGGCAGACAGUAUGACUCGGGAGAAAUCACACCACACCCUGGCUGACCUGAAGCGCCAGCGGGCAGCCGCUAAGCUCAAUAAAUACCCAGCACCUCAGCCACCCCUGCACCCUCCCUUAGAGGAGGAGCCUUCUGUUGCACCGGCAGAGGUGACAACCACUCAGGCUCAGCCAGAGCCCCAAAUGACCCCUGUCUCAGCGGUCUCCCCCAGCCAGGUGUACUUCACCCCAGCCAGCGGAGAUCCUCCGCUACUGAAACUUCGAGCCCCUGAGGAGGAGCAAUCCAACAAUAAGGAGCCUUGCUGUGGACUCAUGUAGUUCACCUCACACACUCAAACACACUGCCUACAGAGUACAGAAGCUGGACAUGUUACACCCCAAAGUGGCAAACCCUUUUGAAAACACGCUUUAAAUUAAUCACUGAAAUUAAGGCCACAUGCCAAUGAGGGUUCAAUUUACACUGCAGUCCAAGUGAACUAAAGUCAUUCUAUGUCCUCAUUUCCUCAGCACUUAUCUUUUCCUUUAACAAAAGUUAAUACACAUCUUAUACUAGACAUUCACACUGAAGGGCUGCUUAAGCUGUUGCACAUCAUGUGGUUCUAGUGUUGCAAUCAUAAUCAAAGAUCUGCUCCACUCAGUCUUCUUCAUCAUUUUUUUUUUACUCAUAUCUUACUUAAUUACUCAAUUAGACUCACUGAAAAGUCUUAGAAUCACGUAAAAGAUUAGAAAUCUUCAUAAAGCUGAAUUAAAAUGAAUUGCAACUGAUUUAUCGUAAAUUAAAAACAAGGUUCUGUUUUCUCUACUGAAUAAAUGGUGUUAAAGGUACGUGGUCUACAUUUGCAGACAUUCACAUUAUAAGCACGAGGUUUUGAGUGUGGGAGGUUGGUUGCACUAGUUUCAGUUUAUAAUACAGCUAUUCUGAAUUUUCAUUUACACAAAUAUGGAUUGUUUCCUUGCUUGAUUUUUCUUCUUAAACAGAAAAUAUAUUGUAACAGUUUUGUUACUUUGCAGUGCACAAAAAAGGCCUACAUUUCAAGUUUCAUAAUGGUGCAAUUUGUAAAUUAAGCAUUUGUCUUUAAUGCAAGAUAAUCGAUAUUUAAAUCAAAGGAAAAAUGCACUCAGCCUAUCAUCACAAUCAGAUUACUAUUUUUCUGUCAGUAUUUCUUUUUUCUACCAUCAGAAUGGAAUUGCAUUAUUUAUUCCAUCUGAUGCUGAGAGUAAGUGACUUGUACCAUUGUUGAAGAAAAAUAUAAUUCUAUAAAGUAAAAAGUGUGAAGGCAAAAUAUUUUUAUGUACACAGAAUUAUCAAAGAGAUGAUGUUUAGUUUUAUUGUCAAACCAAGUACACUUGUCAUAUGAUUGUUUAUCAAAGGUCGGUGCCUUCAGUAGGUAGCUUAUUUAAUGUAGGUUUGCAAUGCUUGCACGUAGUCCCACAUGUAGAUUUGGUGAGCAGUGGGAUUAAAUGAUCUAUCUGACAUGGACUUGAUGUACUGUCAAAGCACUCCAAUUUCUGUAUUGUAUUUCAGUUUUGUUAGUGAUUUUUACUGAUCCCUGUUUAGAAAAAUGAAACAUAAGAUGUUUUCACAAACAAUUUUUGUGUUUUUUAAUGCAAUUGUUUAGUGUAUUUGGAAAGUAUGACUGCUCAUAUCUGUAGUUAUUGUUUGAUAGGAGGAAAUCAGUUAGACUUUACGUUUUUGAAACAUUUAGUUUAACAAAACAACUCCUGUUUAAAUUUAGGCUCAUGUUGGAAUCCAGGUCAGGUUCAGAUAAUGACCCCCUGUUCUGAGAAAGAGGCUGACCUUUACCCCUGGAGUCUGUAUGCUUUAACUUGUUUACCUUAAGUUGAGGAGGUGUUCCCCUUGUGGUAAAAGUGAGCCGUUGCAUAUUUUUCACACUUGGCCACUCGUGCCUUCGCUCUUCCUCUUAUAUCAGACACCCCGUCACUUUCUGAACAUCUCCGAUGUCACAGUGUGUGCUUAUCUGUCUGCCAGGGUAGCAGCUGAUACACAGGAAACACCCCGGCAGGUGUUAGUAAUAGAAGCAGUAUAUGUAGAAACAACUGUUUGAACCCUAGUUUCAAGUUAUGUUAAGUUGUAGCCGUAUGAUUUAAACUUAUUUAAGUAGUUAUCAUUAAGAUACACCAGAAUUACCCUCAUGCUCUCAUAUAAACCUUGAUGCACAGAUCGUAACGCUGCCCCUUAUUUUGUAUGUGGCCUUGGAAACAGUUGUGCAUGGGGUGUGUUAAAAAUAGAACCUGCUUAACUUCAGACAUGAUUUGAGAGUGAGCUACAGCUGCGGAGCUAUGAGCGGUGAUCCCGUUAGUCUCUUAAAUCGUCAUAUUACAAUAGUUGAAGAGCUGAUUCAAAACACGAUCUAUUAUGAUGAUGUUGAUCCGUCAUUUAAAAUUAGGUAAGCAGAAUAGGCAGUGUCGUGUGAUGCUGCCAAAGUAUGCACUGCAUGACACAAGUCAGGACAUCACAUGCUCUUAGGUGAACCAUUUUAGUUUGGGAUAUCAAAUGUCUUUCCCAAGCCCUUUCCAAGACAUGAGGGGGGAGUUUCUCUGAUGCAUGCACAGUCCUUCUCUCACACACAAACCUAAUGACGCUCUCCUGCUCGUUCCAAAACAAAAGAUGCACAAAGAAGGGAUUGUUGAGAAUUUCUUUGACAUCCUGCUGUCAAUACUAACUUGUUCCUCUGCAUUCUUGACAGGAUAGGUGGCUCCUUCGGGGGCAACAUGAUGCCUUUUACUGUGAACCAUGUAGCAUGUUACAAAACAUGGAGAUGACCUGUCAUCUGCUGCUGAUGUCUGAGUACCCCACACUUUCCCUUUAUCUCAACAUAAACUCAAUCUUAACCAGUCUUAAUUGAAAUUACUCAACUCCCCAGCUGCUAGAUCCAUCCACACAGUACAGGCAUGCCUAUAAUGGGUAUGACUAUUUUUGUCAGCUUAAUUAGGCUACAGUAACAGUAGCAAAAUGAUUAGAUCAUGUACAUUAACAUUUGCUAUUUUUAAGGGUUUUCUCAAACAUCUCCUUGUUCAUAAUGCAGAGCAUUACAGUACAUAAAAGGAUCGCUGCCCCAUGAUAUGUUGGAAGAUCUUUGAAUUAAAUUGCUGCUUAAUGCAUCAGUAACAAUUCAGUAAUAUAAAUCCUUUAGGCAUAUAACACUUAGAAAAUUGCUAUAAUCAGCUAUAAUCAGCAUUUUUUAAAAAUAUAGACACAGACCUUUUCACAAAAUACAUUUCAAAGAAGUUAAACUUUAGUUCUAAAAUUAAUGAUGCUUGAAAUCCAUUUACCCAUCUAAGUUUUAGUGCGCUUCUCUGUCAGACUAUGACCUAAUGUGACACUAGACAGUUAAACCAGUAACCUAUAAAGGUGUAACCACAGAUAAUUAUCAACCCGGUCUGCAGAGCUCCUCAGCACCAUGCAGAAUUUCAGUCUUCUUAUCUAUUAGCACUGAGGUUUUUAUCACUUGAAACCUGUCUUUAUUCUUACCCCCUUCAUUAACCUUGUUUCCAGGGACAGAUGACAUUUUCAAAUGACAGAUAGCGACUAAAGAGGAGGUUAUUUUGGUGGAGACCAAAACAGUGCCAAAGAUGGCUAAGAAGAAUGGAAAGAAAUGCCAGUUGACUGCAUAUAAAAGCUGUAUGUUAACCCUCUUUUAAAUGGCGCUUUCUACUUUCUAUGUUCUCACCAAAAUUCAUAGCUUACCAGAUAAGAUUAUUUUUUUUCGGGGUAAAAAUAUAAAGAUUUCCCGUAAAAAAAGAAAAAAAAAAAGAAACAUCUAAAAAUCUCAGAUCUUUGCUUUGGUUCAAAAAUGAUUUUAAAGAAAGUAAACUCUGAACAAAAUCUGAGAUGAUGCAGCAACACAUUUCCUGAAUUGUCUGAACUGACAUGGACUGAACCAGUUGAGAGCUGCAGUAGCUGUCCUAAAAUGACACCAUGACAGUGCGCUAAAAAAAGAUGGGCUAGUGCUUCAGACUUGGCAAAGGUUCAGUGCACAUUGGAGUUUCAGUGACAGAUAAGACAGCGUGAAGGACAAUGCAUAAAAUCAUCAUACAUCAACCUUGAAGGACAGCAUUCGAGAAACGUACCCUUGCUUGCUGCCUGGUACAAAAACGCAAGAUUAAACUUUACUAAAAGAAACAAAAAAUCAGGGCUUUGGUCAAGAUACACUUGCUCAGCUCAGAUAGAGUCUAUGUUUGCUGUGGACAUUUAGGACGACUACAGCAAACACAUAGUUCUGACAGUGAAACACAGCGGUUGUGAUAUGGGGCUACAUGAGGGCAAAUGGUGUUGAAGAGAUGAUUGUUGUAGAUCACACCAUGAAUGCCUAUGGAUAUGCCAAAAUACUGGCUGACAAGAUUGAUAUUCCAGCAUGAUAAUGAUCCAAAGCACACUGCUAAAAAAAUGCACAAGAGCUUCUGAAGAAAAAAAGAAAACUAUGACAUGACCAAGUAUGUUGCAAAACUUGACUAAAAAAGAACAGUUUUGGGGUAUUUAAAUGUAGAGCAACACAACCCCUCCAGCAGAGAGUACCGGGAGCUGAAAAAAAUGCUAACAUCUCUCUGUACAACACAAGUAUCUUUUGUGACAAGCAGGACUAAAUCUGUCAUUAAAAAGUGGACAUAAAAAGUGCUGGAAAAUUAAAAGAUUUGAAUCACAGAAAAGAAACAAAUCGUGUCAAGUAUUGCUUUAUAAUGUAGACAUUAGCUUAAAUUUGAGUGUAAAACUAAUCUUAUCUCUGCCUUGUUUUAUCUUUCCAUUAUCAAGCCGCUUUAAAAGUAUCAAGCAGCGAUAAAUAAGAAACCAAAAUUGAAACGCCCUCUCUGACAUGGCUGCUUUUAUGAACUGUGUUUGCAUUUGAAGUCAUGUUUGGCCACCAAAGGCUACAUAUGAGUUUAAAUGUUAAUGCUAGCUCCAGUUAGGGUUGCCACCUUUCAGAAAUGAAAAUAAGGGACGCCCACCACUGCUCCUCAGGGCCACGGUUCAGUAAAGUUGGAAAGAUAUUCACAGAUUCGGACUUCCGGCAUCAAUAACUCAUUAAAUAGUUAUCAUAGAGGUAUCAUUUAUGUCAAAACAUAAAUGAUACCUCUUUCAAAUCAUUGUAAGGUGGACAAUGUGCUACAAGCCCAGUUUGAUCAAAAGUAGCUGUCCUUCAAGCUGCAGGAAUAACAUUGGUGUCAACAGGAGCCAGUUGAAGGCUGCAGUGAUUUUGGUGACACUACAGUAUAUAAGAGCGAAGUUACUGUAUAUUUGUGUCUCUCUUCGCUGUUGCAGCAGUUUUGCAAUUUGCAGACCGUACCUGUUCACAGCCGGCUGCACAUAAACAUCAAUGUUAUUUCUGCAGCUUGAAAGAUAGCUACUGUUGAUCAAACUGGGCUUGUAGCACACUGUCUACUGUACGAUGGGAAAGAGGCAUUGUUUAUGUUUAGACAACCUAUAUCUAACGAGUUAUUGCCAGAAGUCCGAAUCUGUGAAUAUCUUUCCAACUUUACUGAACCCGGGCCCACUACCACCCAAGGAGUGGUAUGUUUAAUUCUGAAAAAAAGCACUGAGCCAUAAUGCUUCAAGUGCUUUCUUUAUUAACAUGAAACUAAUAAUUUUGUAUUGUUUUAUUAUCACAGGUUCUGUCUGAAAAGAAGUGGCAUCAUUUUAAACAGUGAAACCAUACUCAUAAAAUGUAAUGACCAACCAGUGUGCAAUACUGGAUUCUGCAAAAACAUAAAUUGAAUGCAGAAUACUGGACAAAGAAAUUCUGUACAGAUUUUUUUUUUAAAUCUAAAUCUAAAUCUUAUCUUAACACAGUUAAUGUAUUAACUCAUUUAUGUGUGUAUGCAUGUAUUUAUUGAUUAAUUGUUUAGUAUUGUUAACUUAGAGUUUUGAGUGAAUUUUUCUUUAGAUAGGCAAAGGCCAUUUAUUGAUUACAUAUAGGCUAUUAAAUAAAUGUUUAUUAAAAACUAAAAAGCAUUUAGAAUAAUAAUAAACAACUUAGGCCACAUCAGCAUGAUUAUAAGCAUCCUCUGGUAAAUUCACAACCAUAUACUAAUCUAUCUGAUCACAUCAGACUUCAGGAGAUGAUUGGGGAUGAAAAACUGUGACUGCUGGUUGGGUCCUCUGUGUUCUCAUGUUUCUUACAUGUUGAUGCUGCCUUACUUCAGCCAGUCCAUGAGCAACAGAAAACACAGUUUGCCCUGUACCUAUUGCCAGGGGCUCGAGUCUUCACACUCCUGUCUGUACAUUUGCAGACGUUUUUGCUUUUUUGGACGUGGUGGAGUUACAGGUGCAGACAUUUUUAAACGCGCGGGUGCAGCAGCGUCUGUAACCUGGCAACCCGCCACAGGACCGGAUAUGCAGAGAAGUCUAUCCGCUGGACCUCUAUCAGGUCCUCGCUACAUAGGUCUAAGGAAGAUGAAAUUGGCUGCCCUUAAUAUUUCCUGUGUUUUAUUUUCUUCACUGUACGGUUUUGAUGAGUGUGUGACAGACGUGUAUGGGACAUUUAUGAAAAUACGGAACAAUUUGCGUCCCGUAUUGAUUCAAUACCGGACGCAACAAUUAAUUGUCAAAUAAAGGACGAUUCCGUAUUUUAAGGGACGGGUGGCAAUCUAAUCAGUUGGUCCUUGUGGCAUUUCUGACCUUCCCUGAAAAUUUCAUGCAAUUCCGUUCUUCCUCUUUUGAGUAAUGUUGCACACAGACAAACACACAAACGUACUCCGAUUGUCACAUAACUCCGCCAAGGAAUGCGGAAAAAAGAAUAAAUUGCACUAAAAUUAUUAACAGAACAAAUAGUGAUUUAAAAGAGCUGAUCCAUGUGCCCAUGAAAAAAUGAAAGUUUUUAACGUAGAUUUGAAAAUAUAAAUGCUUGGUGCUGACCUCAGUUCCCUCAUUUUGAAUUGCCUUGUGUAUAAUUGUGCUACAAAAAUAAACUUGUCUUGUUUCGAAACGUUA
Amphiprion ocellaris (clown anemonefish) is the source of this 9389-nucleotide messenger RNA. It is a transcript of the gene ppp1r16a, whose product is annotated as protein phosphatase 1, regulatory subunit 16A. NCBI's taxonomy places the organism in Eukaryota, Metazoa, Chordata, Actinopteri, Pomacentridae. Gene Ontology annotation, cellular component: cytoplasm. Bases 1064 to 2761 code for a protein of 565 amino acids. The record is from RefSeq and is a predicted model, not a curated record. The transcript is spliced from 11 exons. Gene Ontology annotation, molecular function: protein binding; phosphatase regulator activity; enzyme inhibitor activity.